AAUGGUCCUUAUGUCAGAAGAGUCGAACAUAGAAACAUAUCAAUGUUUUCUAAUUAAUUUCUUAUUUCUUUAUCAAAUCACUUUUCUAAAUCAAUGUUAUAGUUUUUAAACUCAUAUUUACUAUGUCUAUAAGUAAUUUGUCAUCAGUUUUAAAAUCAUGUUCCGAGAGUGAAUUGAUAAAUGAAGUCACGGAAACGAAUAUGACAUCAAAACAGGUGGAAGGAUCCCGAUUAAAACGUACUUUUACUCUACCUCGCAAUCCAUUUGGUACAACAAAACCUAGUUCCAGUAAAAAUAAAAGCAAUGAUAGUGACAAUAAGCCAUCAAGUGCAAUUCCUGUGGUUGCAACGACGCCAAAAGAUGAGGGUGGGCUAGAAAGGAAGUUGUUUAGAAGGCCAUCAUGGAAGAUAUUUUUAAAUAAAAUCGCCCAGCAUAUGAGUACUGUAAACACGACUGUAGUUAAAUCUGGGCAAGCUGUCGUGAAUACCGAUAGAGUUCCAUGCAGUGGUGAACCACCGUGGCCGCCAGGUACCACCCCAGCAGCUACUGGUAUCAAAAACCAUGGCAAUACAUGCUAUAUGAAUGCAGUUUUGCAAUGCCUUUCCCACACUGAUGUCAUAGCGGAGUAUUUUGUUCUUGAUCUUUACAAAGUGGAUUUGCAAAAAAGAAAUAAAAUCAAUUCAAGAAAAUAUGGGACCAGAGGAGAAGUGACUGAGCAAUUAGCAACAUUGCUUAAAGCAUUGUGGUCAUGUCGCUAUGUACCAGAUAUGAGUAUCGCUUUCAAGGCAGCUGUUGAGAGACAUGGCACUCAGUAUAGAGGAAAUAGUCAACAUGAUGCCCAAGAAUUUCUAUUUUGGUUACUAGAUAAAGUUCACGAAGAUUUAAAUACAGCUACCAAGAAAAAAUAUAAAACUAUAAAAAAUACUGUUGGAAAGUCUGAUGAGGUUGUUGCAGCUGAAACGUUAGCCAAUCAUGCGCGACGUAAUAGUUCCUUUGUACAGGCAGUUUUUCAAGCUCAAUACAGGUCAGCAUUGACAUGUGCAAAGUGUGAACGGACCUCAUGCACAUUUGAUCCGUUUCAUUGUGUCAGCGUACAACUACCUACACGACCAGUCACAGUGCAACCCUCACCUCUGCCUGUUAAUGUUGUGUACGUGAACCAACAACCACGGCAAGUGCGUAUCGGUGUGGAGCUGCCGACGAGUGCAACAAUGGAUGAUUUGAGGAACUCGCUGCAUUCUGAUACUGGCAUAGAUAAGGAUCACAUAAUACUCGCUGAAAUUAAUGAAACUGGUUGGUGCAACGCUCGCAGUGGAUGGGAAGUAGCGGGAAUUGACUUUGGCGCAUUAUACUGUAUGGAGGCCCCACCGUUACUGCAGACUCCGACUACACCAUACCUUCUAAUUCUAUGGGUCAAUUUGUUGGAAGGCGAGCGUUUUGGUUCGCCGUACGCGAUGCAAGUGCCCCGCGAGAUCUCGUAUCAAGACCUACAGAAGCUGAUGCUCAAGGAAAUGUGUCAAGUGGUAGCUGAGAGAGUGCUGGAGACUGCGCAGGGUUCGGAUAUAUUCAAGGCGAGGAUCGCUGAGGCUCACCGUCCUAGAGAUCCAGCUUAUUUGUUGCCUGAGUUGCCACAUCCAUUGUUCGCGCUGGACGUAGAGCAGGCGUUGUGCGCGCACGACAAGUACCCACAUCUCAGACUUGAACUGCUCUGGGAUCCCGUUCAUCGAGAUAGUAUAAUACGCGAGUGGGGCGAGGCGUGCGAGGUGCACGUGUCGGCGGCGGGCGCGGCGGCGCCGCUCACGCUGCACGCCUGCCUCGCGCACUACACGCGCGCAGAGCACCUCGCGCAGGAGGACGCCUGGCGAUGCCCACAAUGCCAAAGAUACAUGCCGGUUGUGAAAACGCUAGGCUUGUGGUCACUUCCAGAUAUCCUAGUAAUACAUCUAAAAAGAUUUCGGCAACAAGCUAAAGGCCGUACGAGUACAAAACUAACAACAAUGGUUGAAUUUCCUCUAAACGAUUUCGACAUGACUCCUCACUUGGUGCGCAGGAACACAACGAGCGUGGAAUCACCGGGAAACUCGAGAUCGCCGAGACGAAGGCAUUCUAAGACGAUUGCCAGCCCACAAGAGAAUAUCUACGACCUUUACGCGAUAUGCUAUCACCAUGGCGACGAUCUUGAAACCGGUCACUACACGGCGGCUUGCAAAAACCCAUACGACAACCAUUGGUACAAGUUCGACGAUUCUAGAGUCACGCCAGUCAGCGAUGAGAACGCACACUGCGAACUCGUCAACAACUCCGCGUACAUGCUCUUCUACAAGCGCAAGAAACCGAACGUCGUGCAUUCUUGCUCCACGGACGACAACGAACACUGGGCGCUGCGUAUGCCGAAGUAUGUGAAACCGGCGGGAGAACUGAACGAAAUUAGCGAGAUCAAAGAAGAAGUAGACGAUACAAAAUUAGAGGCUCCAAGUCUCGAUAAGGGAUCUGAAUCAGAUAUCAGCGUGCCCAAUCCCUCCCCAGCGAAGAGUAUAUCCACAAUAGAUACGAUAUCUACCUCCAACUCGCCCGUGAAGCAAAUCGUGAAGAGCACGACCAUAAUCCAGUCACCCACACUACAACGGCCGCUGAUAGUCGAAGUGAACGGACACGCAACGAACGAUGAACUGAGCGACUACGAAAACGAAAGCGGGCCCAUAGAGCCGUAUAUACACAAGGACGUGCACGUUAACCCUAAAAUGACGCCCGUGGAUACAAGACGACCGAGAUCUGUGGACUAUCCGAUACGAUCCAGCACUUCACCUUCCACCAGAGAUUCGAAUAGAAGCUUCGAGAGCUCGCCACUCGUUGCAAGUAUCAAUGAAGUGGAAUACCAUCCCACCACGGAAGACGUCAUGCUGUCUAUGUUCCAAGAGUCUAAAUAUAUUGUACCGCGACAUCAUAUAAAUGGAGAAUCUCACAGGACAGGUGAGUUCUUUAGUUAUCAUCAUGAAAUUAUAAAAAACCGUCUGUUUGGAAAACUCGAAUAUCAACGUGAGAACAGCUGAAUGGGAUCAGCGAGUGCCACACGAAUACUUAUGCUUUAUUUAUUGUACAACUGACCUUAGAUCUGAGGAUUCCGCAUAGUUGACAGAGCUAUGUUAUUGUAUGAAAUAGAUAUAUACUCAAUGUUGUGUUCCCGCGGUGGAAUAGGGUUGCUACUUAAAUAUAUUUCGAAACGUAUGUUAAACCACGUUUACACGAAACGAGCUUCCUAAAUAUAUUCUUCAUGAUGUAGUUUUUUUUUAUUAAUUACAUAACGAAACUUAUGAGUGUGCUAGUAAUAUUUUUAAGAGAUUUUACUUCAAUUUAAAUGAAAGCCUAAUGAGAACGCAAUAUUCGUUAUUGUUCGUUGCUUGCAUGUGUUAGUUUUUCAUAUGUAGUCGAUAAGGCUAAAUGUAUUUUGUGAAAUCAAAUAUAGAUAAACAGCGUAAGAAUAAAUGUUGUCAUUACAAUAUAAUAAUUGUGCCUUCGCUCUAGGGAAGUUGUGAUUUUAAAUAUACAACACCUCGACACAAUGUUAAGAUCUUUCAGUCAUAAUAUGUAUAUAUGAUAUACAAGUAACUUUUUUAAUUAGAUCGAGGUUUAUUUAUAGAGAUGUCUCAAUGUACUUGCAAAUACUUCGAUUGUGUAUAUAUGCUGACGUUGCAAAGAUUUGAUUUAAAAUGUAAAUACUGUGGCCUUUAUACAGUUUUACAAGUAAUUGGUCUUGUACCUAAUGAUAUUCUGGGUUGAAGCGUCGACUGUGUAAAUAUCCAAAUUCGCACUAGGUAAGUGGGGUAAGAUGUGAUGUUUUUAAGUAUAACAAAAAAUAUUUAAAAUUGACUUUUUUUUUAAAAGACAAUCGAGAUAAGGGUAAUAUAAAUAAUGUAUGUUGUAAUGCGAGUGUGCAUUGAGCGUUACGGCAAUGUUCCACAUGACCUGCACAUGAAUGGUAAUUAACAUUAUUUCUUUAACCAUAUUACUCUAAUUAGUGCAGUUAAACGGUUCUAAAAUAUAAACAAAUUAACAAGUUGCGAUUAUAUUUCUUUAUGAUUGAA
Messenger RNA from Colias croceus (clouded yellow), 4082 nucleotides. It is a transcript of the gene Usp15-31, whose product is annotated as ubiquitin carboxyl-terminal hydrolase 31. Gene Ontology annotation, biological process: protein deubiquitination. Bases 123 to 3050 code for a protein of 975 amino acids. Gene Ontology annotation, molecular function: cysteine-type deubiquitinase activity. The transcript is spliced from 14 exons. The record is from RefSeq and is a predicted model, not a curated record. NCBI's taxonomy places the organism in Eukaryota, Metazoa, Arthropoda, Insecta, Lepidoptera, Pieridae.